AUGCCCAAACUAGAAGAAAUCGAAAAUUACGAUGAUAUAGACAACAUGGAGAUGGAUUUGGCCGAACUGGAUCCAUCUCUAAACACGCCAAUUGCCCCUAAAAUUGUUACAACAGUGGUGAGAAGCCAGGAUUUAGAGGACAAUAAAGAACCACCUUUAGUUCCAUUAUCGGACAACUCUGAACAAAUAAAUUUCAUUAACCCACAAACAGGUCAAGUCGAAGGUAGUGCAAGAAUGAGUAAACAAGAGUUACAGGAAGUCAAGGGCUUCCAAGUGAUUUACCCCUGUUAUUUCGAUGUAAAUAGAUCCCAUAAGGAAGGUAGACGUGUCUCUAAAGAGUUAGCUGUUGAAAAUCCAUUGGCAAAAACUGUCGCUGAUGCAGUGCGUGAACUAGGUGUUCUCUGUAUCUUUGAAGGUGACAAGUGUCAUCCACAAGAUUUUGGUAACCCAGGUAGAGUCCGUGUUUUAAUCAAAGAGCAAGGAACCACUGUUGUGACUGCUAGUAGUUAUUCUUCUGGGGGUAAGAGACAACUUCUUAACGAUAUAGCAAAAUAUUUACAGAAAAAUCCUACUACUAUUGAGAAAUUGAGAGAAAUACCAUACGGUCCGGAAUUCGACAACAUUGAAUUCAAAAGAGUACCAAAAGUGAAAGGUUUUAAAAUGAACGAUAUUGUUCCACUGCAUAGUUCUUACUUGAUGGGUCAUCCAAUGGUCAAAGGAUUAUAUGAUGCUCCUCCACCUCCAGUUACCCAUGCUAACACACAAGGUAAAUUGAAGAUGCCAAAAAACAAAUAUAAAGUUGUCAGAAGGUAA
This is a messenger RNA of Tetrapisispora phaffii CBS 4417, 813 nucleotides long. It is a transcript of the gene SEC65, whose product is annotated as RNA-binding signal recognition particle subunit SEC65. The coding region runs from base 1 to 813 and encodes 270 amino acids. NCBI's taxonomy places the organism in Eukaryota, Fungi, Ascomycota, Saccharomycetes, Saccharomycetales, Saccharomycetaceae. The record is from RefSeq and is a predicted model, not a curated record. Gene Ontology annotation, cellular component: signal recognition particle, endoplasmic reticulum targeting. Gene Ontology annotation, molecular function: 7S RNA binding. Gene Ontology annotation, biological process: SRP-dependent cotranslational protein targeting to membrane, signal sequence recognition; SRP-dependent cotranslational protein targeting to membrane. The transcript has a single exon.